Messenger RNA from Pistacia vera, 321 nucleotides. Its product is annotated as salutaridine reductase-like. The record is from RefSeq and is a predicted model, not a curated record. Gene Ontology annotation, cellular component: membrane. Lineage: Eukaryota; Viridiplantae; Streptophyta; Magnoliopsida; Sapindales; Anacardiaceae. The transcript is spliced from 3 exons. Bases 1 to 321 code for a protein of 106 amino acids.
AUGUCCUCCUUUUAUGGUCAGUAUAUCAACUAUGAAAAGGUUAAAGCUGGGCUUGAAGAUUUCGAUAGCCUAACAGUGGAGAAACUGGACGAAAUUCUGCAGUGGUUUCUGAGUGAUUUUAAGGAGAAUAAGUUGCAGGAUAAUGGGUGGCCGAUUACUGUAAACAAUGUCCACCCAGGAGUGGUCAAAACAGAGAUGACCUGCUAUACCGGCAACUUGACUGCUGAAGAAGGUGCGAGAUUUGCUGUUAUGUUGGCUUUGUCGCCAGAAGACACCCGUUCGGGGCUCUUCUUCAAUGAGAUGAAUGUAUCCAGCUUCUGA